Molecule: messenger RNA, 1986 nt
Organism: Micropterus dolomieu (smallmouth bass)
Lineage: Eukaryota; Metazoa; Chordata; Actinopteri; Centrarchiformes; Centrarchidae
Gene: btbd17b
Product: BTB (POZ) domain containing 17b
Exons: 3
Coding region: 214-1662 (482 amino acids)
Molecular function (GO): protein binding
Source: RefSeq, a predicted model, not a curated record
GGGUUGCAAGAUGCGCCAGGGAAAGGCCAGCGUCCUACAUAAAGAGUGCGGGACAGGGAGCCGGGCGGCACACACGGGGCAACACACCUUUCCGCACACACACGCGGCCAAAGGCACGGCAGCAAGAAGAAGAGUCAGGAGAAGAGUGGCACAGAGUAAGGAAGAGAGGGGGGAAAGGACAAAGGAAGAGAGGCAGGGAAUAACUGAGAAGAUAUGGCACGCUCAUGUGAACAAGGGAGCCCUGCCUGGGUCUGUGUGGGCACCCUGCUCCUCUUAAUCCACUUCCACUCAAUUAGAGGAGCUGCCCUGAAGCAGGAGGCAGCAUUGGACAAUGGGGCCACGGUGCUGAAUCACUCCAUGAGUUUGGUGCACCGUAUGGAGACCCUGCUGGCCUUGGGGAACGGCAGUGAUGUCACUCUCCGGGUGCAGACCAUCAACACGGACGAGGUGAAGGUGAUCCAGGCCCACAGCCUUGUUCUCACAAUGCAGAGCGACGUGUUUGAGGAACUGCUACUCAGCCGCAAUAACAGUGCUGUGGUUUUGAGGGAGACGCCCGACUGCGCGGCUGUCUUUGACAAGUUUGUCAGGUAUCUGUACUGCGGUGACAUCUCCGUACGGCUCGAUCAGGCCAUUUCCCUUCAUAAGCUUGCCAGCAAGUACCAUGUGUGGGGCUUGCAACAGGGUCUGACCCAAUAUAUGACCCAACAUCUGUCUAGUGAUUCGCCCACAGGCCAUGUAGUUGGCUGGUACAACUAUGCACUACAAAAUGGGGACAUGGCCCUGCGGGACAGCUGCCUGCAGUACCUGUCCUGGAACCUGUCUUCUGUGCUGCAGAGUGGAGAAUGGGUCUCCAUCAGUGAAGACCUGCUCCUCUCCUUGCUCCAGCGCUCUGAUCUCAUUCUGCAGAGUGAGCUGGAGCUCUUCGAGGCCCUGGAGGCCUGGAUUAACCAGAACCAGCCUGUCAGUGCCACAGUGGAAAGCGCCCUAAAGGCUGUUCGAUACGGCAUGAUCCCCCCUCAGCACCUCUUCCGUCUUCAGAAGCAAUCGCCCCUCAUGCAGAAGUAUUACGAGUCUAUCCGUGAUCUACUCUAUCUAGCUUUCCAAUUUCACUCUGCCUCACCUAUCCAACUGGCCAAGUACUUUGAUGUCAACUGCAGUAUUUUCACUCCACGUAACUACCUGUCCUCCUCCUGGGGUUCCCCUUGGGUCAUCAACAACCCCACCCGUGAUGACCGCAGUUUCAGCUUUCAGACCCAGCUUGGGCCCAGCGGCCACGACUCUAGUAAGAGAGUGACCUGGAACGCCCUGUUCUCCCCUCGCUGGUUCCCUCUCACUGCCAGGUCGACCUACGCUGAGCUGGGUGCCAUGCAGCCUACGCGUACAGAUGGAGGUCGACCCCGCAUCAUUGUCACACCGGCCACUUCAAGCCCGGACUUUGCCGGUGUGAGUUUCCAGAAGACGGUGAUUGUGAUGGCAAGACAGCAAGGAAAGGUGGUGGUUCGCCACGUCUACAACUUCCACCAAAGCACGGAGGAGGCCGGGGAUUUCCUUACAGAUGCCGACCUGCAGCGCCGUGCAUCUGAGUACCUUAUUGAAAGCUCCCUCUAUCUGCACAUUAUAAUAAAACCUCUCUACCAUACCCUCCUUGUUGCCAGGAAGUAAAUACAGGAAUUAGGUGUGGCCUCACCAUUGGUCAUCCACCCACACAAUCACAUGCACAUAUUCCAAAGUAAACUCAUAUCGCAGCACAUGUACAUGCGUCAGGUCUGUGACAUCUCCAUUGUUGAGUAGUUUGAGCAUUUUGUUGUCUUCCAACUAUUUAGUAAGGAGGCGUUUGGUACAAUAAAGGACAGACAAUUUAACGGCUCAGCGUUGAUUAUAACAUAUAUAAGUAUUUCACUCAUACUAAGAGAAAAAACACUUCACUGUACUGUAUUUGUUUGGGUAUUUUAUAGUUUUAGCAGUUUGUUCUUUGACUUUAUUAAA